Messenger RNA from Vicugna pacos (alpaca), 2431 nucleotides. The record is from RefSeq and is a predicted model, not a curated record. NCBI's taxonomy places the organism in Eukaryota, Metazoa, Chordata, Mammalia, Artiodactyla, Camelidae.
AUGUCGGAUCAGGGGACAACCCCCAAAGGUGGCCCAUUCAAGGGCCCCAUUGCCAUUGGCAGCCUCCUGAGGACUCCACCUAGUGUCGACCCUAGCAACCGCCCCAGCCGGCUGGAGCGGACGCCCACCCCUCCCCAGAUGCCUGGCCCCUGCCCCUCCAUCAGGGCACCCACCUACCAUGGCAGUUUAACAGGCAUUGUGGAUCUUUGGCCCCGAGUGCCACAGCUGCUGGCUUCUCUCUUGCAGCUCCAGCUCCAAAAGUCCCAGUACCUGCAGCUGGGCCCAAGCCGUGGCCAGUACUACGGCGGGUCCCUGCCCAACGUGAACCAGAUUGGGAGCGGCACUGUGGAUCUGCCCUUCCAGACACCCUUCCAGUCCUCGGGCCUGGACACCAGCCGAACUACCCGGCACCAUGGGCUAGUGGACAGAGUGUACCGGGAGCGUGGCCGGCUCGGCUCCCCACAUCGCCGGCCCCUGUCAGUGGACAAACAUGGAAGGCAGGCGGACAGCUGCCCAUACGGCACCGUGUACCUCUCGCCACCUGCGGACACCAGCUGGAGAAGGACCAAUUCUGACUCUGCCCUGCACCAGAGCACAAUGACGCCCACCCAGCCAGAGCCCUUUACGAGUGGGUCCCAGGACACGCACCAGAAAAGAGUCUUACUGUUAACAGUCCCAGGAAUGGAGGAGACCACAUCGGAGACAGACAAGAACCUUUCCAAGCAAGCGUGGGACACCAAGAAGGCAGGGUCCAGGCCCAAGUCCUGUGAGGUCCCCGGAAUCAACAUCUUUCCAUCUGCUGACCAGGAAAACACUACAGCCCUGAUCCCCGCUACCCACAACACGGGGGGCUCCCUGCCUGACCUGACCAACAUCCACUUCCCCUCCCCCCUCCCGACCCCGUUGGACCCGGAGGAGCCCACCUUCCCUGCGCUGAGCAGCUCCAGCAGCACCGGGAACCUUGCAGCCAACCUGACACACCUGGGCAUCGGCGGUGCCGGCCAGGGGAUGAGCACGCCUGGCUCCUCACCGCAGCACCGCCCAGCUGGCGUCAGCCCACUGUCCCUGAACACGGAGGCAAGGCGGCAGCAGGCCCAGCAGGUGUCGCCCACUCUCUCCCCGCUGUCACCCAUCACUCAGGCCGUGGCCAUGGAUGCCCUGUCUCUGGAGCAGCAGCUGCCCUACGCCUUCUUCACCCAGGCAGGCUCUCAGCAGCCGCCACCACCACAACCUCAGCCCCCACCCCCGCCGCCGCCUGCGUCCCAGCAGCAGCCGCCCCCGCCGCCCCCGCAGUCCCCCCCAGAGAAUGCAGGCCAGCCACCGAUGGGGAUCGACAUUGCCUCGGCGCCGGCUCUGCAGCAGUACCGCACUAGCGCCGGCUCCCCAGCCAACCAGUCUCCCACCUCGCCCGUCUCCAAUCAAGGCUUCUCCCCCGGGAGCUCCCCGCAACACUCCUCCACCCUGGGCGGCGUGUUUGGGGACUCAUACUUUGAGCAGCAGAUGGCGGCCAGGCAGGCCAAUGCUCUGUCCCACCAGCUGGAGCAGUUCAACAUGAUGGAGAACGCUAUCAGCUCCAGCAGCCUGUACAGCCCGGGCUCAACGCUCAACUACUCACAGGCCGCCAUGAUGGGCCUCACAGGCAGCCACGGGAGCCUGCCUGACUCACAGCAGCUCGGCUACCCCAGCCACAGCAGCAUCCCCAACAUCAUCCUCACAGUGACAGGAGAGUCCCCUCCCAGCCUCUCUAAAGAACUGACCAGCACGCUUGCCGGGGUCGGUGAUGUCAGCUUCGACUCUGACAACCAGUUCCCCCUGGAUGAACUCAAGAUUGACCCCCUGACCUUGGACGGACUGCACAUGCUCAAUGACCCAGACAUGGUCCUGGCCGACCCGGCCACUGAGGAUACCUUCCGGAUGGAUCGUCUGUGAGCGGCACGCCCGGCACACUGCCACACCGCCGCCCAGCCCCUGGUUCCGUCACCCCACCGGUCAGUGGUCCCGACGGCACCUCCCUGAGCCCAGGGACGGCGGCGCUCCGUCCCUCGCAAACGGCCGAGCUUGUGAUUCUAAGCUUGCAAUGCCGCCAAGCGCCCCCUGCCCGCCGCCCCACCCCCGUCACCCCUCUCCCGCGUGAGGUCGCGCGUCGCCCCCGCGGACCCUCCCUGCUCUCUCGUCCCCCUGUAAGAUGCGGAAAGUGCUGGGCAGGGCCGCCGGCCUUGGGAGGGCGCUGUGCUCUGUGACGGCGGUGGGCUGAGGUGCAUCUUCCAACUGUUGUCCAGCUCUCACUGCCUUCCUUUGUCGCUGGUCCCCCCACCCGCCCGCAGCCCCCAGCCCGUGGUUAGGUAGCAAGCCAGCCCCACCCUUCCAAAAGGAGAAGGCGCCAGAGGGUGGGGGGUGGACAGGAAGUGAAAUAAACACUAUUUGGACUGCU